UCGAUAUUAUUGCAAGUUAUAGAUAAAGCAAUGUGUGGAAUAUUUUGCUCAGUUUUGCAAAAUAAUAAAUUACAUUCUUAUACCAUACCAAACACACUGAAGGAAAUACUGAGAAAUCGUGGUCCCGAUGUGCAAGAUGAGAUGAUCGAAGAUUAUGAUACUGGGCAAAUUAUUUUUGCCGGCAACGUACUAUGGCAACAGGGGGAAAGUAUUCAAAAACAACCCGUGGUUGCCAAUGACUUCAUACUUCUCUUUAAUGGAGAUAUUUACAAUUUACCAAAGCCAGAAACUAUGUCGGAUACGUCUUGGAUAGCGAGCCAAAUUUCGGAAUGUCGUUAUGAGGAAAAAAAGAUACUGCAGCUACUUAAGAAUUGGGAGGGACCACAUUGUUUAAUAAUUUAUGAUAAACGAAAACAAAUACUUUACUUCUCACGAGACGCACUAGGGAGAAAUUCGUUAAUUAUUGAACGCAUUCCGAAAGAAUUGCAUCUGUUGAGUGCAUCUUACUAUUUGGAAAAUGAUAAAUUAUCAUUGGAAUUGCCACCACUGGGCCUUUAUAAAGUUAAUAUUAAUGAUCUUACAUCAUGCGUAUUGCACCCGUGGUGCCCUCUAAAUAAUUACUCUAUUCACCUAUUAAGCAAACUUGACCAAGCAGUUGGCUGGAAAACUACAGUUGAAAGUCCUAUGUUCCCAGAAUGGAUGUUAAAAAGUAAGCUGACAUUUAAUUACGACUUCUAUAAAUUUACAUAUAUCGACUGUCAUGUAGACCUUUUUAAGAAUCUUAUAAGUCAGCCACAAAUCACGGAUUCACUAGCAACACUCCAUAAACUGCUUUCUGAUUCAGUAAGAAAGCGCGUUACGAACAGGGCCCCACUUUGCCGCCUUUGCUUGAUAAAAGUUACUAUACCAACUGUAUGCACACAUGCCAAAUUGAGUAUAUUAUUUUCAGGUGGCAUCGACUGCACCAUCUUGGCUUUGCUAGCUAACGAAUUUGUACCGGAAAAUGAACCAAUAGAGCUUAUUAAUGUAGCUUUUGAAAGUAUUGACGGUCAAAACAUUUCUGAGGAGCUUUGGAACGUUCCCGAUCGCAAAACUGCAUUACUAUCUAUCAACGAAUUAAAUCAAUUAUGUCCCAAGAGGUACUGGAAACUCCUAGAAGUUAAUGUAACCCGUCAGGAAUUGGAACAGCAUCUUACAACGCGUAUCAAGCACCUAAUAUAUCCGCUUGAAACAGUUUUAGAUGAGAGUCUUGGUUGUGCAUUUUGGUUUGCUUCUCAUUGCGAUAGCUCUACUGCUAGAGUCGCCCUAAUUGGUAGUGGGGCAGAUGAAUUAUUUGGUGGAUAUGCCCGCCAUCGCAACUGCUAUAGACAUUGCAUGGGCAGCGCAAUGGAACGCCAACUUGCCGUGCACGACGAACUUGAAAUGGACUGGCAACGGUUACCUGCUCGGAAUUUAGCCAGAGACGACCGAGUUAUUGCAGAUAAUGGUAAAACGGCUAGAUCCCCAUUUAUCGAGGAGAACGUUGUUAAAUUUAUUAGAUCUUUAGAACCGUACCAAAAAUGUUGCUUCUCUUUCCCUGAAGGUGUUGGUGAUAAAUUGCUUCUAAGACUAUAUGGCUAUCAAAUCGGACUGCGAGGCGUGGUAUUGCUAAAGAAACGAGCUAUUCAGUUCGGAUCACGAAUUGCAAACAAAAAACAAAAAGCUACAAAUAAGUCGGAUAAUCUUAAACAAAAGCUCGAAACAAUGUAAAGUAAGCGUAAGAUAUAAAUUUUCUUAAUAAAAAAAUAACAAAAAAGAAUUAAAAUAAUAAA
Drosophila biarmipes is the source of this 1811-nucleotide messenger RNA. RefSeq names its product asparagine synthetase domain-containing protein CG17486. Gene Ontology annotation, molecular function: asparagine synthase (glutamine-hydrolyzing) activity. The record is from RefSeq and is a predicted model, not a curated record. NCBI's taxonomy places the organism in Eukaryota, Metazoa, Arthropoda, Insecta, Diptera, Drosophilidae. The coding region runs from base 31 to 1749 and encodes 572 amino acids. The transcript has a single exon.